Molecule: messenger RNA, 518 nt
Organism: Teleopsis dalmanni
Lineage: Eukaryota; Metazoa; Arthropoda; Insecta; Diptera; Diopsidae
Product: probable isocitrate dehydrogenase [NAD] subunit alpha, mitochondrial
Exons: 3
Biological process (GO): isocitrate metabolic process; tricarboxylic acid cycle
Cellular component (GO): mitochondrion
Molecular function (GO): isocitrate dehydrogenase (NAD+) activity
Source: RefSeq, a predicted model, not a curated record
UAAAUCUUGGCAGAAAUUUCACAGUAUUCCAUUCAAUUGGUUGUUGGUUGGUUUUGUUUUCCGUUAUAAAAUCGUAAAAAUUGCAAUAUUUAAGGAAAAUGGCUGCAAGAUUAAUUCAAAAAAUUGUUGGUUCUGUUCCGAACUCAAGCCGUGCUUACUCAUCUAAUGCAAAAAAAGUAACAUUAAUUCCUGGUGACGGUAUAGGUCCAGAAAUAUCUGCCGCUGUGCAAAAAAUUUUUGCAGCUGCCAACGUUCCAAUUGAGUGGGAGCCUGUAGAUGUCACGCCUGUUAAAGGUCCUGAUGGAAAAUUCGGAAUUCCACAAGCAGCUAUUGAUUCUGUUAACACCAACAAAAUAGGACUCAAAGGUCCUUUGAUGACACCAGUAGGUAAAGGCCAUCGUUCACUUAAUUUGGCACUGCGCAAGGAAUUUAAUUUGUAUGCCAAUGUAAGACCAUGCAAAAGUUUGGAGGGUUAUAAGACCCUCUAUGACGAUGUCGAUGUUGUCACCAUUCGUGAA